Molecule: messenger RNA, 3018 nt
Organism: Anopheles maculipalpis
Lineage: Eukaryota; Metazoa; Arthropoda; Insecta; Diptera; Culicidae
Exons: 9
Coding region: 22-3018 (998 amino acids)
Cellular component (GO): cytoplasm; membrane
Molecular function (GO): scavenger receptor activity
Source: RefSeq, a predicted model, not a curated record
CCUUGAGGACAGACUACAAACAUGUGCUGCUGUUCGAAACGUUAUUCCAACACCGCCAAAAAGCUGUGGGCGUUUGGUGGUGUGGUAGCCAUUUUCGUGGCGGCUGCCUUUUUCGGUUUUGGUCUGCCGGCCAUCAUCGAUGCCGUGGCACUGACGGAAUUCCGCAUCAAGGAGGGUGCCCGUGUGUACGAGAACUUCUUCGAUGGUGAGGUACCGAUCUUUUUCGACAUCUAUCUCUUCAAUUGGACCAAUCCGGAAGAUAUCCGUGACCCGAACGUGCGGCCAAACUUUGUGCAGAUGGGACCGUACGUUUUCUCCGAGCGGCAUGAGCGUGGUAUGGUAUCGUUCAACGCGAACGAUACGAUCACCUUCAACCAGAAACGUAUCUGGCACUACAUUCCCGAACAAUCGAACGGCGAUUACUUCAACGAUCGUGUAACAACGCUCAAUCCAAUCCUGGCAACCGUCGGUAAAACGCUUGAAGGUGACCCUUUACUGCCCCUACUCGACGGUAUCAUUAUGGCAAACAAUCUUGCCGGCUUCCUUUACGAAGAUGUGCCAGUGCGUGAGAUGCUGUUUGAUGGACAUCCCGAUGAGCUGCUUACGACGCUGCGAGAUUUGCUUGGCGUAUUACCGCCAGGCACAGUGCCAGACAUCAACCUGCCACCUUGGGAAGGUUUCGGGUGGUUCGUGGAGCGCAACGAAAGUCUUACCUAUGACGGUACCUUCCAAAUGGGCACGGGCACUGAUAAUCACAUCAACACGGGCGUAAUGCGCCAGUGGAACAAUGCUCCCCAGGUGCCAAACUAUCGUGGCUUCUGCGGGCAGGUUCGUGGAUCGGCGGGAGAGGUAUGGCCACCGAUGGGACGUAGUUUGAACAGCUUUCCGCCACUGAAUCUCUUCCUGCCGGAUCUGUGCAGUGCGAUCACACUGCGGCACGAGCGUGAGUUUACGGUGCACGGGCUGGACGGAGAGCUGUGGGUGGGCGAUGCACGAAACUUUGACAACGGACACACGAUUCCCGAAACGGAAUGCCAGUGUACGGCACCGGUCGACCAGUGCCCAUUCUAUCGGCCCGGUGUGCUCGAUGUCUCGGAAUGCAAGUUCGGUGCCCCGCUCGUUGUGAGCUAUCCACACUUCUAUCUCGCACAUCCUAGCUACCGUACUGCCGUUACGGGCAUGAAUCCGGACCGUGCCAAGCACGAAUUCCGUUUUGCAUUGCAUCCCUUCUCAGGAAUACCCAUGACCGCGAAUGGUCGUAUUCAGUACAACAUGCAUCUCAGAGAUAAUGGUAUGGUCUUGUUCCAAGGCGUACCAGACAUAAUUAUUCCUGCGUUCUGGAUCGAGCAACGCAUGGUACUAACGGAAGACAUUGCUGACGAUCUUAAGCUUAUCGAAAACCUUCGAUGGGGCUUUAUCUAUACGGCAUUUGCCCUAUGUGGUGUCGGUGCGUUACUUUUCGCGCUGUCCCUUUAUGCUGCUUUCUUCGUGUGGAAGGACUCAAACCUAUCCACCAAACCGAUUUGCUAUACAACAAUGUGUUCAUCAUGUACCGACUUCCAGAAAAAGUUUAUAUCGCUCGGUUGCUCAGCGUUCCUUAUACUUCUUGCCGUUGCGCUGGGCGUACUGUGGCCAUCGAUGUCAGACCAGAUUCUUCAUAAUAAACUUGUAAUCAAAAAUGGAUCGUCGAACUAUGAUAAUUGGAUCAGAACACCGAUACCAAUGUAUCUGGAAGUGUACUUCUUUAACUGGACCAAUCCAGAUGAGCUCAAGACGAAUGCAAGUGCGAUACCGCACUUUGUAGAAAUGGGACCUUACACGUUUUCCGAGGUCCACGAGCGUGUCAAUCUUGUGUGGAACGACAACAACACGGUAACGUAUGAGCAACGCCGCACCUGGCACUUCGUACCGCAACUUUCCAAAGGAACGCUAGACGAUGAAGUUACAAACUUGAAUGUUAUCACGUUGAAUGCAGCCCAUUUCUUGCGCAAUACUAAUGCGAUACUAAAACCUGCUAUCGAUUUUUUGCUCAAAACGGAUGGUUCCUUGCUGUGGAAAAACAAACCUGUACGGGAGCUGCUAUUUGAGGGUGUUAAGGAUCCGCUUUUGGAUUUGCUAAAGACACUGAACACUACGGAACUUAACAUACCUUUCGACAAAUUUGGUUGGUUUGUCGGGCGGAAUCUAAGCGACACUUUCGAUGGAACAUUUACAAUGAAAACGGGUGCAGACGGUUUGGACGAGAUGGGUUUUCUGACACAGUGGAACGGCGCACCAAGCACCGGCAUGUAUCGGGGUAAGUGUGGUGAGGUGUACGGUACAUCCGGCGAACUGUGGCCCGCCACAAACUCAACACAGCCAAACAUCACACUCUUCCCGUCGGACAUUUGCCGUUCAAUAACGCUGCAGGCGGCGGAGCAGGUAUCGCUUUACAACAUCCAGGGCAUGAAGUAUGUAGGUGAUGAACGGGUUUUCGAUAAUGGUGUCAAGUUUCCGGAGACAAGCUGCUGGUGUAAUGCUGAUCCAUCCCACUGUCCCGAUUUAAAGCCCGGCGUUUUUAAUGCCUCGGCCUGCAAGUACGGUUCCCCAACGUUCGUUUCGUUUCCACACUUUUAUCUAGCGGAUGAAAGCUACCAAGCUGCCGUCAGUGGACUGCGACCGAAUCGUACGGAGCACGAGUUUUAUAUGGCGAUCGAGCCGACCACGGGUAUACCGUUGGAUGUGCGUGCCCAACUGCAGAUCAACGAACACUUACAACCGAUAAGUGGGUACAGUUUCUACAAGCAUGUACCGGAUGUAAUGAUACCGAUGUUAUGGUUCCGCCAGCGUGCUACCCUUACACAAGUGCUGGCCGAACAAGCUAAGCUGGCGCUCGCUUUACCAUCGCUUGGGAUCUACGUGGCUGUAUUCUUUGGUUCCAUCGGUACUAUCAUGACAGCUGUGUUCGUAUUCUGUAGCAUUAAAAAGUGGUCACAAAACACGGACCAGCAGGUUCCAUACGAAGAGUUGGAAAGCUAA